Messenger RNA from Nematocida homosporus, 1374 nucleotides. RefSeq lists its product as uncharacterized. NCBI's taxonomy places the organism in Eukaryota, Fungi, Microsporidia. The transcript has a single exon. The record is from RefSeq and is a predicted model, not a curated record. Bases 1 to 1374 code for a protein of 457 amino acids.
AUGAAGAGUAUUCAAAACAUUGGGGAAGCGAUUAGCAAAGGUUUAUUACUACAAAAGGAAAAAGAGUCUGAGAAUAAUUGGAAUAAGAUAGAUAUUGUUUUAAGUCGAAUUUCUGAAGUUGAAAAAGAAAGAGAAGCUUUAGAUGCUUUAAGUUUAGGUAAAUUAGUCUGUAUGGGGAUUCAAAGUAAUCGUAGUAAAUUAAGUGGCACUGGUUGCCGAUGUUUAGCCCGCUUAUCAGAACUUUUGAAAAAUCAAAUGAAAGAUCUGUUAGUUUUUGUUAUUCCAGCCUUAAUCUUAUCUCUAGGUAAGACAAAUAAGGUUAUUUCUAGUCGGGCUUUAAGUACUUUAGAGAUAGUUAGUAGUCAUUGUAAUUUAAAGAUAGUCAGUCGAUACUUAAGAUCUUCUAUGAACAGUCCUAGUAAGAUUGUAAGACUAGGAGUAGUAGAAGCAAGUUUAAGAGGACUAAGACACGAAGUAGUAGGAGAGUACUUAGAAGUACUAGAGAUAGCAGCUGGAGAUGCAGCAGUAGAGGUAAGAGAAAAGGCCAGAGCAGGUAUCAGAGAUCUAGUUGAUUUUGAUCGCAAGUUAUUUGUUGAUAUGAUUAAGCGUUUACCCGAAAAGAUAGCCAAAUUCAUUCCCGUCAAAGAUGUUGUUGUUAAUUUAAGUGGAGAUAAGAUUGGUAGUGGUUUAGUUGUUAAUUUAAGUGGAGAUAAGAUAAGUAAUAGUUUAGAUAAGAUAAGUAAUAACUUAAGUAGUAGUUUAGAUAAGGAAGUGGGAGAUAAGCCAGUGGCUAGUGUUAUUAGUUCUGUAGUGACUCCUCAACGGGAGGCUUACAUUAAGAUAAAGGAUUCUGGUAGUGGAGUGGUUGUACGAGGUCCAAUUAGGGCUUUUGCUAUGCCAAGUAGACCAGUGCCUGAACCUAAACCGACUCUUAAACCUGGCUACUCAAUUGAACGAGUAGGUAUUCGCUUGGAAGAACACCAGCGGGAGAUAGAAGAAGUCUUACGGAAAAGUACGCCACGUAAGACUCCUUUAAGUAAGAAGAGAUUGCGAGAAGGGGCUGAAACUCCAUCUUGUAUAACUAAGAAGGAGAAAGAGUCUGGAGUAGAUCAGAAUGAGAAUGAUUUAGCUAAUUUAUCUUUAGAUAUUAUGAACUUAUCUAUUUCACAGAUAGAAGAUACUGAUCAGAUUGUGCAGGUGAAAGAGGUUAAUGAUAGUAUUUUUAGUGGUGAUGAAGUAGGUCGAGUUAAUAAGUUUGUUCUUUCUUGUGAAGUAGCUGCUAAAGAGUCACAGACUGGUGAAGAUAUGAAUGAAUACUCUAUUUUGGCUUCAGAAGUAGCAAUUAAUCGAGCGACUACUCGUAAGGAGAAGUAA